Messenger RNA from Colletotrichum orchidophilum, 1524 nucleotides. RefSeq lists its product as uncharacterized. The record is from RefSeq and is a predicted model, not a curated record. NCBI's taxonomy places the organism in Eukaryota, Fungi, Ascomycota, Sordariomycetes, Glomerellales, Glomerellaceae. Bases 1 to 1524 code for a protein of 507 amino acids. The transcript is spliced from 3 exons.
AUGGUUGGGGGCAACGGCUCGGAGGUCCGGGAAGUCGAGAGCUCGCGCCCAGACUUAACGCCGCGUCGUGCUAAUCUUGCGUGUAAACAUUCCAAUUUUGACAACACUCACAACCAGAGACUUUGCAUGAGGAGAACCGACCAAACACGCUCUCAAGCUGUCAGAAGACUGUCGGCCAUUUCGGCAACAUUUGCACCUCGAGAUACACAGACACCCUUCGCGGGCGAACCACUGCGCAUCAUGUCUGGAGCCCAGGAACAGCCGCCUCACGGCGCCGAGUACCGCCAACAUUUGCCAGACAUCAGCAUUCCUCGCUUCACAACGAUGCGAAACCAGGAUGCUCACGAAUAUGCCAAGGUGUUCAAGGAGAGCGGUAACCCGCCGUGGCUACACGCCCUCUACCUCCAUUGGCGAAGCCUCUUCAAAGAGCCGUACACCGGCAUCACAAUAGAUGGCACGGUAAAACGGGAUUUAUUCAAGAUCGCCGACGAGGGCGUUCCUAUCCAGCAAAUUGUUGAUGCUACAAAUGCGGUUCUGUCCCAAUUGGACGACAAGCAAAAGUCGAUCCUCUUAUACCAUGUCGAUUCUCCGGAAUGGCGGUCAUGGUCGAAUCCCGAGUUCCUCCUCAGCGACAAGGGCUUACGUCUCGAGGAGUUGACGCCGCAAAUCCGAGAGAGCAUUCUCAAAGUCCUCGAGACGACGCUCUCACCCGAGGGAUACGCCAAGGCGCUCGGCGCUAUGCGCGUGAACGGAUUUUUGGGUGAACUGGUGCAGGCACCCACCAUUUGCAACGAGUACUCAUACAACUUUGUCCUCUUCGGGCUGCCUUCGGCAACGAGGCCAUGGGGCUUCUCAUUCUACGGCCAUCACCUGUGCUUGAACAUUUUCUUGUACCAGGGUCAGAUCGUGGCGUCACCGUGGUUCACUGGGGCGGAGCCGAAUCUGAUUGACGACGGCCCGUACAAGGGUACGCGCAUCCUCGAGACGGAGGAGCGGCUAGGCCUGCAGCUCAUGCAAUCUCUGCCGGCAACUCUGCAGCAAAAGGCGCAGACGUACAAACUUCUCAAAGAUCCCGCCAUGCCGAAAGGACGAUGGAACCACGACGACCAGAGACAUCUCUGCGGCGCCUACCGAGAUAACCGCAUCGUGCCGUAUGAGGGGAUCCUGGUGACGGACAUGACCCCUGAGCAGCAGCAGCUCAUUCUCGGCAUUCUGGAGCAGUAUCUUAUUUACCUUCCUCAGAAGUCUAGGGAGAUCCGGAUCAAUCACAUCAAGUCUUUCUUCCCGGAGACGUACUUUAGCUGGAUCGGAGGCUUUGGCGACCAGGAUCCCUUUUACUACCGUAUCCAGAGUGCUGUCAUCCUCGUUGAGUUUGACCACCACUCGGGAGUCUUCUUGACAAACAAGGAGCCGGCCAAGUUCCACAUCCACACUCUUCUUCGGACACCCAACGCCGGCGAUUACGGUAUGGCGCUUCGGCCGCUGAUUCCAGGUAUCGAGCAGGAUUUUGUAUGGGAGGGCUAG